AUUGGAACUGCCAUGGCGUCGUCGUCGGUGGGCAGCUUGAUCCCUCUCGGCCAGAAACCGGACAAGUCGUCCAAGAAGGAUGACUUGACCGGCGGCCUCAUCUCCAUCGGAGGCAAGCCCAAGGCAGCGGCAGACGACACCCUGGACGACUUCGACCUGGACGACCUGCUCAACGACACCCCGAAACCAUCCUCGAAAGCUCCAUCGUCGUCGCCUAAGAAGUCCAGAAAGUCCAAAGACAAGGCCAGGAAGAAGAAGAAAGACAAGGGAAACGACCUGGAUGACUCGACCUCUCCGAUCAAACCAUCCAAGUCAAGCUUUGCAUUCGACGACAACGAGCAUGACCAAGCGUCAAGUCGUCCCGCGAAGCCCAAGACGUCGAUGAAAAACCUCGACGACGAAUUUGCCAAAGCGUUGGGCUUUGACGAGUCCGAGUUUCGUUCGUCCGCAACUCUUGAUUCCCCCGACAAAACGCCCCCUUCCCCCGUGUUUCAAGCCCCGCCUCCAGUGCCAGCGCCUUCCCCACCACUUCCAGCAGACAAGGGAGCAAUUUCUGCCUCCUUUUUCGACGAUAUUCCCGACAAUCAGGCGAAUAUGCACAGUCCUUCCCAGAGUUUAGUGGAUAGCCGACCCAGAGGCGGUCGCGGCGGACGCCGGAGCUCGUCCAACGACCAAGACACAUUGGACCCCUUUGGGGCUAAAGAAACCCUCAAACCCACCGAUCCGUUCGCGAAACCAAGUGUCACGCCACGUCACGAUCCCUUUGGAGCAACUACUUCAGCAACAAAGCAACAAGACAGCACUCGACCGAUUAACCAAGUCGAGUCCGCUUCUGACCAAUCCAAUGAAAAAACGCGUUUAAACCUGUCGGUCAAUCCGACGUCCGAGACGGACCAAGUGCGUUCGUUUCCAUGGAUGAAGCCUCAGGACACCGCCACGUCAGCAGUGGUACCCUCGUUUCCGUGGAUGCAAGCGAAACGCGACCACGUUGCGGACGUAGUUUCUCCCAAAUUUGAGGACCCCCCCGUUAAACAAACAGAAACUAAGUCAGAUCUACCCGCGUUCCCGUGGCUCAAGAAGAAGCCUGCAGAAGUUGCUAUAAGUACAACGCAACUGGAAGCCAAGAUCGAGCCUCCUUCGCCAAUCAAAACGAUCGACGACAUGCCGGCAUUUCCGUGGACGAAAAACACGCCCGAAGCACCCGACAUUCCAGGGCAGCCGCCAUCAUCAUCGCUGGUCGUGGCUGAGCAACUACCUCCGCCAGUACUAGCCAUCUCAAAACCAGACAGUCCUGUGCGAGCAACUUUGGAAAUCAUCCCACCCGACCGCAGCAACGACCCCAGCAACGCCAUGACGCCGCCACGUCACAAAGACCCGAGCCCCCGACGCCCGAGCCCGUCGCCGCCCAAGUUAUCUACUUCCGACCUCGAUAUCCCGCCUUCAUUGGACCUUCGCAAUUCCCCCGAAAAGAAACCGAGCAACUCGUCUCCGAAACGAGCGAGUCCGUCGUCUCGCGCAGCGUUUCUCAACGACGACAGCGCGAUCGUACCGGCGUUCGUAACCAACCAGUUGGCCCAAAGCCAGGAAAUGGUUACUUGUUUAACUGCUCAAUUAAACACGGCCAAUUCCACCUUGACCACUCUGCAAGCCGAACACGCCAGUGUGGUUGCUACCCUGGGGGUGGAAACCGAGCGCAAUGCAGCGCUGACGGUUGACGUGGCAUCGCUACGGCAAAACGAAUUGGCUCUUCAGGACGACCUCGCGCGCGUUCAAACCGAGUCGGCCCAGCGACUGGACCAACUAACCAGUGCUUUAGUCGAUAAACAAUCCCUGUCUCAAGAAGCUGCGGCCCUGCGAGUGCAAACGCUGGAGUUGGGGCCACUCCAGGCAUUAGUGGCAGAGCUGCAGCUGGAAAAUGCAGCCCUUCGAGGCCAAGUGUCAACUGCCCAAGCCAGUUUAGCUGCGAGCCAGCGGGAGUUGGUCCAAGAGAAAUCUAUGCAUGCGCAGAGCGUCGAGCGGUUCCAGCGGGUGCAGCACGACCGGGAGCAGGAGGCGUUGCUUCAGCAACGAUGGCAGGCCGACGAGCAACGGCAUGCUGAAAAGGAUGCGCUGGAGCGGUUGUUAACUCAAGUCCGCGCGGCUGUCAGUGGGCUCAAGGUUUUGCAAGAAAACGUGGUCGGGAGCAAAAGCGAGUCGGAAAUGCGCAUAUGGGGCGAAAAUGAAACCCGCGCCCGGGUCUUGGUGGACAUGGAAGGCACGUGCAAAGCGUUUAUGCACCGAUCGCAGGAAGAGUGCCACCGGUUGCAAGCGUUGUUGAACGCGAUGGAAGGCACGAUGCGGACGCUUCGGGGCGACCACAUGGAGGAAAAGGAGCGAUUGCGGUCGGAGCAAUCUCGACUGGAUGAACUCGCAGGACAUUUCCAGGCCCAGACAACCUUGUUACAAGAACGCACAGAUACAAACACCCGGGUGGUCACCCAAACAUUGAGUGCGUACAUUCAAGACAUUCGAGUCGCGGAAGCCAGGUUGCACACUCGACGCGAACAACUCUUGGACGAAGAGCGCCAACUGCACUUUGCUCGAGCGGCAUUUGCCGCACAACAAGAAGAAGCCCUUCGGGACCAGCGCGUGGCCCAGGAGAAGCUCCAUAUGGAGCAAAAGCGAGUGGAAGACAAACUCCACCGAGUGCGACACGAAACGAACGCGUUCGAAACGCUCGUGCACGCGCAUGCCGACGAAAUGAACGCCCUGGCCGCGUACCAAGUGCAGCUGGAACAUGAAAAGGAACGUUUACAAAACGCCGCGACUCGAGUCGAACACAUGGCGCAGCAGGUGCGCGAAGCGUCCGAGCACAGCGCCGCCAUGGAAGCCCAGGCCAAAGAAGCGAUGCGGGAAGCUGCGACGCUGGUGAGUCAGGUGCAAGAAGAAAGGAGUCGCGUAUUGAAACAAGCGGGCCAACUGGACGACCGCGAGCGGCGUCUGCACGACGAAAUGCGCAGUUUUAUGGACACGACAAGGCGGCAGAGGGGGGGCGGGGCUUCGUCCGGAUUUCCAUCCAGACAGAGGAAGGAGGACGAGAAGGUUGCGCCCGUCCGUCCGGUGUUCAACCUGCCGCCGCCGCCACCACCCGCGAGGCGGCCGACGACUGAAAAGGUGUCGAUUACUGCUUUAAGGGGAGAUCCCACUGGGUUGAGUCCGAGGUUUCGUGAAGAAAUGGAGGCGUUCUGGAGCAACGGUACAACGACUGGGAGAGUUUAGUGUAUGUACAUACUACAGUAGGAAUGAAAUGAUAUGUAGGAAACCAAGUGCAAGUGGACGACGUACGCAACCGCAUGCUGUUGUCAUGCAACAAGUCGAGUGGUAUUACCCUUCCAAAGAGCACCCGCGCCACACCUCGAAGUGCCAUGGCAAGUGCAUUUGUACUGUGAAGUGCCGUGAAUAACUACGUAACGUUAUUAAUAGCAUACUGUUAACGUUAAUACUCC
Molecule: messenger RNA, 3485 nt
Organism: Aphanomyces astaci
Lineage: Eukaryota; Oomycota; Saprolegniomycetes; Saprolegniales; Verrucalvaceae
Exons: 10
Coding region: 13-3258 (1081 amino acids)
Source: RefSeq, a predicted model, not a curated record